AUGGCGACGGCCAACGCCAUCUACGAGUCAAUUUUAACGCGUGUCGAGCGCUUUGAGCUGCAAGAGCAGCUGCAAAAAGUGGUGCAAAAGGACUUGGAUUCAGUAUGUAGGCGCUUGCGUCGUGCUUCGUCGUCUAUCACUGCACUUCGGCAGCUGCAGGCGGCGGCUGAACACGUGCGACCAAGUGGCGACUGGCUGCCGACGACGUUGGAAAUGCGAUUGAAGAGUAUUGAGGAGAGGAAGCGGCAGCUGGUGCGGACGAUGGAUCAGUUUAAUGUGGAACAGAGUGCGAAGAAGCGGAUGCAGACGAAGAGGAAGCGCGGGAGGGAGCGGAAGUCGCUUGGUGAUGUGGUUGGGCUGGAGGAGGAAGAAGCGGGGAAGGAGGAGAAGGUGGUUGUGGUUGGUGGAGGGAUAGAGGAGAAUGGAGAGAUGAGGUGGUGUGGGAAACGAGAUAAGACUGAGGUGCGGAUGGUGGUAGUGAGGGACGAGGUGACGCAGCAGCAGCAGAAGAACGAGGAUGGAUUGGAUGUGGAGAGUCUAGAUCUGGUGAUGGCUGAAGAGGUGAUGAAAGAGGAGGAGCUGGAUCGAGUCGAGGUGGCACUUCUGACAGAUCGUGAAAACAAGGAAGCGACGAGUGAAGUGGUGGUGGCGAUGCAGGACGUGCUUGUGCGUGUGAAGGAGGAGUCGGUGGUGUGUGAGAAUGGAGGGGAAUCGCCGGAGAAUGAAGGACUAGUGUUGAAACCAAAGGAGCUGAUGAACGGAGUGGUGCCUAGUAUGCAGUACGCGCUCAAGUAUGUUAAAGAGGACCCGGUACUGUGUGACCCUAGGAUCGAUUUGCCUGGAGAGAAAGGAUCGAAGUCAAAUGCUGAAGAGCUGACGAAUGGAGUGCUUUUAGCGCUACAGGACGCGCUUGUGAAAAUAAAGGAGGAACCGGUCAUGUGUGAUAAUGGCGUAGUAUCGCCUGAGGAGGUAGGGGCUAGGUUGGAGGACCAUGAAGCUGCUGCUGGGGGCAUGACGGCGUCUCCGAGUGAGUGGACGAUUGCAGAAUUGUCCGAUGAGUCGGCAAUGGAGCUGGAGGUGCCAGACUCAGAGUCUGAUGAGGACUUUUCCCCUGUUCACGACACGGUGACGAGACUAGAAAAGGCGAGGACUUCUACCCAAUUAAUCAUGUUUCCAGCGGCUGUGGAUCAGCUACGCGCCUACCUGAUUGAUCACAAGCACAUGACUGUUGUCGAGAUGGAUGGAUAUUUAUCUGCGCACAAGCCCAUUACAGAUGAAGAGGCUCGAGAGAUCGGGUGUACGAUCGAAACAAUCAUUUCUGUGGCCUUGAAGCUGCCAAUGCGACCAAAGAUCAAGCUGGCGCUUUUCGACUUAAUCGCAACCGUUGAACAGCUCGAGCUCACACUGGGCAAGCUGCCCGGAUCGCUGCGUCUGUAA
Messenger RNA from Peronospora matthiolae, 1437 nucleotides. NCBI's taxonomy places the organism in Eukaryota, Oomycota, Peronosporomycetes, Peronosporales, Peronosporaceae. The record is from the annotation of a GenBank genome assembly.